GGCGGGAAGGAAGGGCAUAUACUGUUCGACAGUGCCUAAAAUCACACAGGAAUAUUACACAGCAAAGGUCGCGGCCAUCACAACUUCCAUGCAGAUUUCUUGACACUGGAAAAUCUAAGCCAGAAAUCGAGGGCCGAAAUGUCCAGGCUGAGAACGAAAGAAGCCAAUCUUCUAUCCAAAAAAUCGUCAAUUCUGCAACCUGGAUCGGCUACUUAUGGUCAUUUUCGGAAUUCAAGAAGAUUCAACCCUGCCGAUAUCACCGAAGUGAUGCACAUAGCCGAUAAAGCUUUGGAAAUAGCUAUAGCUACUCGAGUUUUUAAAGACAGGCAAGGUAUUACCAACGAAGAACUGGAAGAGGGAAGAAUACAACAAAACUUACGUCCAACUGCUAUCGGACAAAAUUGCAUUCCUUUACCUACCUGUCCUCUAAUUCCGGACAAAUAUCGUAGGAUAGAUGGCGCUUGUAACAACAUAGCGCAUCCUACAUGGGGAGCACCUUUUACGGCGUAUUCAAGGCUGCUUCCUCCUAACUACCAGGAUGGAAUAUGGUCACCCAGAGUCUCAGUUGUAGACGAAGAGCCUCUUCCAAGUCCCAGAUUAAUAAGUACCACCAUAAUAUCAGAUAUAGAUUCUCCAAACCACGACUAUACCUUACUAGUGAUGCAGUUUGGCCAGUUCAUAUCUCACGAUUUUACACAGUCAAUGGAUAUGUCUUAUGCUAAUGGAAGUGCCAUAUCCUGUUGUGACUUGGAAGGAACAUCAAUAUUACCGCCUGAAUCUACCCAUUACGCUUGUAUGCCGAUUCCUUUGCCUCAUGAGGACCAAUUCUAUGGUACAUUCAAACAGAAAUGUAUGAAUUUUGUUAGGUCUGCCUUAGCUCCAAGCCACGAUUGUACUUUGGGAUAUUCAGAACAGAUGAACAAGUUAACCCAUUUUCUGGACGCGUCUUCCGUCUAUGGAUCAACUCCAGAACAAACUAGAGAACUCCGUAGCUUCCACGGUGGGACCCUGAAAGUUUUCGAUGAUUUUGGACGAGAACUUCUUCCUCUGUCAAAGGAUCCUUUGGCUUGUUUGACCAUGGAACAAGGAUCAGCGUGUUUUGAAUCAGGGGAUACCAGAACUAAUCAAAUGGUUACAUUAGUAGUGAUGCACACGUUGUUCCUUAGGGAACAUAAUCGCUUGGCACGUAGUCUUCAAGCACUUAAUCCUCUUUGGACCGACGAAAAGCUGUUUUUGGAAGCCAGGCAGAUACUUAUAGCUGAAAUGCAAGUCAUUAUUUACAAGGAGUUCCUACCUACGGUACUAGGGGAAGAGGCAAUCAGAGAAUUCGGACUUGGAUUGGGGUAUGAAAAAGAAUAUUCUUUGGACUACAAUCCAGCAAUAAAUCCCUCAAUUACUAAUGAAUUUGCUACAGCAGCGUUUAGAUUUGGCCACUCUACUGUUGAUGGACAAUUAAGACUUUACGGCCCAACUAAAAUGGAGGAAUCCAUCGCCAUCCCCGAAGUAAUGUUCUAUCCGUCGCGCAUGAGGCACCAAAAGUUCCUGGACGAAAUCCUAAGCACCCUCACGACCGAACCGAUACAGGACGUCGAUCCGUUCAUGCCGGAAGCCUUGACCAGAUACAUGUUUAGAGGUGGGAAUCCUUUCGGCGUGGACUUAGCUUCUAUUAACAUACAGCGAGGAAGAGACCACGGCUUGAGGUCGUAUAACGAUUACAGGGAGUUGACUGGGCUGCCGAGACUGAAGGAUUUCGCAGAGUUUGGACCAGAGAUCGCCGAGAAACUGUACAAAGUGUAUCGGUCAGUUGACGACCUGGAUCUGUGGGUGGGCGGCCUGCUGGAGUCCAAAGCCCCAGGAAGCCUGGUAGGACCGACGUUCAGGGACAUAAUAGCCGACCAAUUCGCGCGGCUCAAGAAAGGCGACAGGUAUUUCUUCGAAAACGGACCCUCUAUUAAUCCAGGAUACUUUUCACCAGAUCAAUUGAAAGAGCUAAGGAAGGCUUCAAUUUCACGAAUCAUUUGCGACAAUAGCGAUGGCAUUCUGCUUUCCCGUCAGGCACCGAAGGCUUUCAGGAAACCUGGCGUACCUGGAAACGAAUUUAGUGAUUGCAAUGGACCCGAAAUUCCAUCAUUGGAUCUAUCCUUCUGGCAAGCGUAGAGGAUAAUUUUAUCGUUUGUUUUUUACAUUUUGUUUUGUUUUGUUUUAAUUUUAUUUAUUUCAGAUACAUUAUUACUGUUUGUUACUUUAUAAAAGUGUUUUUUUUAAA
Sitophilus oryzae (rice weevil) is the source of this 2266-nucleotide messenger RNA. Its product is annotated as chorion peroxidase-like. The transcript has 13 exons. Bases 139 to 2157 code for a protein of 672 amino acids. Gene Ontology annotation, biological process: response to oxidative stress. Lineage: Eukaryota; Metazoa; Arthropoda; Insecta; Coleoptera; Curculionidae. Gene Ontology annotation, molecular function: heme binding; peroxidase activity. The record is from RefSeq and is a predicted model, not a curated record.